This is a messenger RNA of Xyrauchen texanus (razorback sucker), 6004 nucleotides long. Its product is annotated as ankyrin repeat domain-containing protein 13A-like. Gene Ontology annotation, molecular function: protein binding. The transcript is spliced from 15 exons. Bases 892 to 2727 code for a protein of 611 amino acids. NCBI's taxonomy places the organism in Eukaryota, Metazoa, Chordata, Actinopteri, Cypriniformes, Catostomidae. The record is from RefSeq and is a predicted model, not a curated record. Gene Ontology annotation, cellular component: cytoplasm.
CCUGUCGCAAAAUUGUCCAUGUUUUUUCUUUUAAAACAGCAAUUUCAUCGUAGUACUCUGAAAAUUAGAGUAACGGUGGUCAAUUAAUUAAUUGAUGAGCUGUUUCCUCACAAAAGCAGUUUAUUUAGCAAAAGGAGGCAUCACCCCCAUAGACAUCCGUUUAAAAAAAAACACUUGCCAGUGUCCCGUCCAUAGAAUAUCCGCCGAGUAAUACAUUUUGUUGCUAACUUAGUAGACACAUUUGUAGAAGGGCUCUGUCUGAUGAGCGAAUUUCAGAAAGUACUAAAACGAGCGACACGAAUUAUGACAUUUAGUAGUGUUUCAUUUUGGAAAAUGUAAAAAUAUACGGCUGCUUAUUUAAAAGAUAAUUUAUAAUAAAACUAAACGAGAAAAUCACAGUUUGAAUUAAGCAGAAUUUAACCACAGAUACUGGAGAACAACUACCCCUUCUACAUACGAAAUGGUUCGGUCAGGCGUUUGGAUUGUCCAAUACAUGAUUUGAAUUUUCCACAUACGGAUUUUAUUUAGAGCAUUUAAUGUUGCAUUUGUUAGCAGUUCUUUGCUUUAUAAAUUGAUUAGAAAUAGAACUAAACGCAUGAGCUUGGAUGGACUUUAUUUGUGAAAUGAAUUCUUACACCCCCGCCCAAAUUAGUCUCAACCUGCCACUUCCUUGUUUUUCAAAAGUUUUAUUUUGAAAAAAGAAAGAAAAGUUGGUUGCGUUUUCGGCUUCUUCCUUCCUAAAGAUCCACCUGUUCAAUCAUCAGAGUCACUUGUGUAUUUAUCUCUAACCAAUUAAACGCAUGAAGAGUUUUGAUGGUUUGUGACAGUAGCUAGCUCGCUGGCUGGCUCUUGAUUUUGGAGGUGAGAAGAGCAGAGUUUGAUCGAGGCAGAAUGCUAUCCGCCAGCGCUGCCAACGACGAGGAUUUCAGCCUCAGGUUUCCACUGCAUGUUCUCGUCUGGGAGAAUGACUACAGGAGGCUGGAGAAAGACAUACAGACGAACAAUAUAGAAGAGGUGGACCCGAGAGGUCGAACCCCUUUGCAUCUGGCUGUCUCGCUAGGACACCUGGAAUCAGUUAGAGUGCUGCUGAGACAUAGUGCUGAUGUUACCAAAGAAAACAGCAAACAUUGGACAGUGCUACAGGAGGCAGUCAGCACUGGAGAUCCAGAGAUGGUGCAGCUAGUGCUCCAGAGGCGAGAUUAUCUCAAAGCCUCCACUGCGCUGGGCGGCGUUCCAGAGUUACUGUGCAAGAUUCGAGAGUCUCCAGAUUUCUACAUGGAGAUGAAGUGGGAAUUUAAUAGCUGGAUCCCUCUCGUGUCUCGCGUGUGUCCCAGCGACGUGUGCAGAAUCUGGAAGAGUGGAGCUUGUCUUCGGGUGGACACCAACUUGCUGGGCUUUGAAAACAUGACCUGGAUCCGAGGAAGAAGAAGCUAUGUCUUCAGAGGAGAGGACAAUUGCACAGAGCUAAUGGAAGUUAAUCACGAGGAAGAGGUGGUGGACACGGAACGCUUUGAUCUCUCACGUGAGAUUGAAGACGUCACACUCGACUCCAUGCAGCCCGCCGAACAGGAAGUAGCCAAGAGGCUGACCACACCCAUUGUCAACACAUACCUGGACACAAAGGACAUUGCGUUUGAGAGGUGUAAGUCAGGUAUCUGGGGUUGGAGGUCGGACAGAACAGAGGUAGUAAAUGGAUUUGAAGCUAAGGUUUUUUCUGCGAACAAUGUGAACGUUGUGAUACGCACCAGGACGGAGCACCUCACAGACGAGGAGAAGGCCAGGAUAAAAAGUGAAAGGAAUGUUCUGGAAUCUUUGCUCGGCACAGUAGAACAACAGAUUGGUGCUCAAGGGGACAUGACUAUGGAGUUUGCCACAGCUACAAACCCCACAGCCAUCACUCAAGAGGAGUACUUUAACCCCAACUUUAACCUGCAGGGCAGAGACAUCGGCCGACCCAUUGAGCUCACCAUCAGAACACAAAAGUUUAAAGGCACUCUGUGGAUGAGUGAGGAGCAUCCUCUGUCUCUGGUGGAGCAGGUCACUCCCAUUAUUGACCUGAUGGCCCGCACCAGCACUCACUUCGCCCGUCUCAAAGACUUCAUCAACCUUCGGUUUCCCCCUGGCUUCCCUGUAAAGAUCGAAAUCCCACUGUUCCACGUGUUGAAUGCCCGCAUCACUUUUGGAAACGUCAACAAGUGCAGUACAGAUGAACCUCUGGAUGUCAAUCAAUCAUCAUCUUCAUCCACGCCUACAGAGGAAAAAUGUGGAGAUGGAGAGGGCAACCAGGCAUCAGGACCUGCUUUGUUCCAGGUAUGUCCAUCUGUGUUUACGGCACCUGCACACUAUCGCCUCAGAGGGGGCUACCACCACUCAAACACACGCCAGUACAACCCAGCCAGUCAUGAUGAAGAACUUCUUCAGUACGCCAUUCACCAGAGCAUACUGGACUCCAGUGGACUUAAUACACAGGACACUUGGAGUGAUUCCGAUGGAAUGUUGACACAAAACGUGGAGAACAGGUUGAGUGAUGGGUCCGGUUCUGAGGGAGUUCUAGUAGAUCUUAGUGACACCACACCCUCAAGCUCUGGCUCCACCUCUAGCCCCGAAACUGAACUGCGAUUGGCAAUGGAGCUCUCUGCCCGGGCACUGGAGGAGGAGGAAAAGAGAAGGAAUGAAGAAGAGGAAGAAUUAGAAAGAAUUAUACAACUCUCACUAUCAGAAAAAUAACAGGGUAAGAUGAGAGAUGGAAAGAAAAAGGGAUUAUUGUCUGUUAUUGCCAUAAUCGUUAAACUUUUUUAUUUAUAACCCUCUGUUCUGUCUUGCCACUGACAAACAUAUGACUACAUAUGUAUUUAUGUAUUGUUGAAUAUGGAGCCGAUCAGAAAGAUUCUUGUUCCUAAUUCCAUUUUUUUGUUUGUUUUUUUUUUUUUGCACAAGACUUGUAUAUUUUACAAUUCAUAUGGGCUUCUUUUUCUUUUCCUCCUCAAAAGAGAUGAUCAUGCAGUCUUUAGCAUGUGUUUUACACAAAGAAAUUCAGCGCUGCUUCUUUAAGAUUAUGUGGUGGAAAGGUAAUAUGAUGUCCUUGAAAGUCCAAACGUGUGUGUGUGUGUGUUUGUGUGUGUGUUUGUUUGUUUUUGACAGAAAAUAUCAGAGCAUUAACAUUAGCUUUAGUUUUAUAUUAAUACAAUAUCUCAGGGAUCAACUGGUCAUCAGAUGUUUGUUCCUUUUAUCACAGCCAAGUAAAAGAGACAAAUGUUUUAUACAAAACAGUAGGGCAAUACAAUUCUUAAAAGGUCAGUUUGCUCAUAAAUUUGAAUUCUAUCAUUGUUUGCUCACCCUAAAGUUGUUCCAAAUCAUUUUGACUUUCUUCUGUGGGACACAAAAGGAAAUGUUAAGCAGAAUGUUUGGGACUGACAACCUCAGUUCCCAUUUACUUUCGUUGUUUGGUAAAAAGCAGCAUCAACGGAAGAAAGUGAGUCAUUCUGGUUUGGAACGACACUAGGGUGAGUAAAUGAUGCCAUCAUUUUUGGGUGAACAAACACUUUAACGUGUGCUAUUGUCAUUAGACAACUGACAGAAGCAUCUCUACUGUAAAGGCAAUAAUUUACACCACGGUGCCUCCCCAGAGUAAAAAGGCACUUGCACAGACCGUAAUAUUACUGACAUGGGCUAUAAAAUGUAAACAAGUACGCCUCAGUACUUUUAGUCUGCCUAAUUUGUAAAUCAUACAAUUAAAUGGCUAAUACCAUCGUAACUAUCUUUUAAUGCAAAGCAUGAAUGUGGCAGUACUGGGUCUCUUUUCUGGCACCAACACAACCUCAUUCAACACUAAAGGACUAGCAGAAUGUGAAAGGAAAACCAGCUGUAUGUUUCAGAAGGUGUUGUCAAAAUGAUUGAUUGUGGUUAGGCAGCAUUGUUGUGUGACUGAGGUUCUAAUGUGGUAUAAAUGUGGUAGAACCUGCCCUGCAGUAUUCAGUAAUCAAUGCUUCAGUGGUACAGCAGUGUAUCCGGCUGCUCUAUAGGUAAUCACGCACUGUUCCUUCCUCUUGUAGCUGACAGUGCUAUAUAUUUGGUCAAAUUAUUUUCUUGAAUGUUAUUUCUUUUGUUGUCUUCUUCCUGUGAGUGUUUUUAAAGCCUUGUGAGACUAAAACAUUUAAAGGUAUUGUUACUUAAUGCUUGCAGUAUCUCUCUCACUACUUUUGUAUGAACCAGUGUGUGCUUGAAAUGAUUUUAACAGUGUCACCUUAUGAUGUGACAUGAAUAGAAAGUCAUUAUUCUGCUUUUCCAGGAUGGUGGGUGUUCACAUGCAUUUAAAAUGGGCAUUUCUAAAGGUUUUUUUCUUCCGUGUUUAAAUAUCCACACAACAUUAUUUCUGGACACAGAAUUCAAAUACGUUCAUUAUUUAAAACUUAAUUAAACUUGUGGUAUUUUCUUGGGUCUAAGUCUUAACCCUAACUAAUUGCCAAAAAUGUUUAAUGAUCAUUACCCUGUUAGCAGGGGCUUGAUUUUUGGUUAAUUGUCAUGCUGCAUAAUGCAACUUAAAACCCUGUCUGAGCAUGUUAAAGAAAUCCUGAAGGCAUUUGUAAUCUGUGAUGUAUGUAUGAGGAAAAAAAUGUUUUUACUUCAAUAAAAGCACUUUAUUGACUUGAUGGCACUUUAUUAACUAUGACACACAUUACAUGACAAAGGCAAAUCAGGCUUUACACAGGCUGACGACAAUAUCUAAAGGGUCUGGAAAAUAUUAAUCAUUCAAAAUGUCAUAUAGUCUGAAUCUCUUUGUAUUCUAUAUGGUGUUUUUAUUGAGGCAAAAUUGUGUAAAGAUAAUUCUCGUUUGAAGUAUUUUGACUAAAUUAAUUAAACCCUGCUGAGUUAUUGCUUAAUUUAGGAUAAGUAUUUAAAGGAAUAUUCCAGGUUCAAUACAAGUUAAGCUGAAUCGACUGAAUUAGUGGCAUAAUAUUGAUUACCACAAAGGUUUAUUUGGACUUGCCCCUCUGGGUAACAGUGAGGCACUUACAAUGGAAGUGAAUGGGGGAGAAUGUUAAAAUACACACCUUUGCAAAAGUAUAGCCACAAGACGUAAAGGAUAUGUGUGUUAAAAUGAUUUUAGUGUGAUCAAAUCAAUUGAUGUAAUGUUAAUUAACCCCUAAAACCCCUUAAACAACAGCUCAAAUAAUGCAUGAGUUUGAACAGAAGAAUUCAUGUACGUGUUUUUAUAAAAUUACAAGCUUUACAUUUCUGCCUUUAAACCCUCCAGAAAGUGGCACAUUCACUUCCAUUGUAAAUUUUUUUUUUUUUUUUUUUUGUGGCAAUCAACAUAAUGCAACAAAUGCUGUCGACUGGGCUUAACUUGUAUUAACCCAGAAUAUUCUUUAAUCUAUUUAUUUUAUGUGUAUUAAAUGUUUAUUGCUAGAAAAUGAAAUCACACAGGGUUUUUCUGUAUUUAGACUAUGUUUCCCAAUUGCUGUUGUGAUGCAAAAAUAGCGAACCUCAUAUAUAUGUGUGUGUGUGUGUGUGUUUUUUUUUUUUUUUUAAUUUUAUUUUAUAUAAUAUCACAGACUUCACACCUAAGGUGGACAACAACUUUCUCAGAAGGUUACGCACAUUCUUUUACUGCUACUUAGUUUCAAUUUUGUGUUCUAUUCAUGAUAAAUUUGAUCUAUUACUUUUAAUUCAUACAUCUCCUAAGAGAGAUGCCUCUGACAAAGGCAUUUUUGUUGAGUAUGGAGUUGAUAUUACAACGAUCUGGUUUGUUAUCUAAAAUAAAUUGGUAAAAAAUUAUUUUACUUUGAUCUUGUCAAUUUUGUUUUCAGAAUUUUAUUUCAUUACAUUUCUUGCUCAUUUUGUCACAUCCAUUUACUCAAAGCUUCUGGUAAUAUAGACUCCACUGUGCAUCAUGAGUUUGUCACAGAAACCCACAGAUGGGGCUGUUCUAAUGCACAACAAGUCUCUGUAUCUCUAGUUUAUGGUUUUCUUGAAUGCUCUUGUAACAUCUGUGUUCUAAAUA